AUGGCGAAUACAAUCAAGGUCGAAGGAUACCCGUCCAUGGAAUGGCCGACUUCUUUAGAUAUCCCACUAAAGGCCUCAGAAGAAUUGGUCGGUAUUGAUUUAGAAACGGAUUUGCCGGAUGAUCCUACUGACUUGAAGACUUUGUUGGUGGAGGAAAGCUCCGAAAAGGAGCAUUGGCUUACCAUUGCUCUGGCCUAUUGUAAUCAUGGGAAAACCAAUGAAGGCAUUAGACUGAUUGAAAUGGCUUUAGACGUUUUCCAAAACUCUGAGAGGGCUUCAUUACACACUUUCCUAACCUGGGCCCAUUUGAAUUUGGCGAAAGGUCACUCUCUUAGUGUGGAAACAAAAGAACACGAACUUACGCAGGCUGAAUUAAAUUUAAAGGAUGCUAUUGGAUUUGACCCUACGUGGAUUGGGAAUAUGUUAGCUACUGUUGAAUUAUACUACCAGCGCGGUCAUUAUGAUAAGGCUUUGGAAACCUCCGAUCUCUUUGUAAAAAGUAUUCAUGCCGAAGAUCAUAGAUCUGGUAGACAGUCUAAACCUAAUUGUUUAUUUUUACUCUUAAGGGCGAAACUACUAUACCAAAAGAAAAACUAUGUGGCGAGUUUGAAGAUUUUUCAAGAAUUGCUAGUUAUCAACCCUGUGUUACAACCUGAUCCCCGUAUAGGUAUUGGUUUGUGCUUUUGGCAGCUAAAGGAUCCUAAGAUGGCAAUCAAAUCAUGGCAGAGAGCUCUUCAAAUCAAUUCAAAGAACACAAGCGCCUCAAUCUUGGUAUUAUUAGGUGAGUUUCAUAAUUCUCUAACCGAUUCUACAAAUGAUGAAGUCUUCAAAGAAACCUUUUCAAAGGCAUUGAGCGACUUAAAGAAUAUUUUCUCCGAAAAUCAGAAUAAUCCAGUUUUGUUGACGUUAUUACAAACAUACCACUACUUUAAAGGUGACUUUCAAACUGUUUUGGAUAUUUACCAUCACAAGAUUCUAAAAAUGAGUCCCUUAAUAGCCAAAACCGUCCUUUCGGAAUCUUCAUUCUGGUGUGGUAGGGCACAUUAUGCGUUGGGCGACUAUCGCAAAUCAUUCAUUAUGUUUCAAGAAAGUUUAAAGAAAAAUGAAGACAAUUUAAUGGCCAGAUUGGGAUUGGGUCAAACUCAAAUAAAAAGCAACCUGUUGGAGGAAAGUAUUAUUACUUUUGAGAAUCUUUACAAGACGAAUGAAAGUUUACAAGAGUUAAAUUAUAUUUUGGGUUUGCUUUAUGCGGGGAAAACUUUGGACGUCAAGACGUCCAAAAGCAUUCCUGCCAAAGAACUAAAUAAGCUCAAUGAAAAGGCCUUACAAUAUCUAGAAAGAUACAUCAAACUGACUGUGGCAAAGAAAAAUCAAUUAAUUAUCUCCAGAGUUUACCUUGUUAUCUCUCAACUUUAUGAGUCUCAAAAUCAGUACAAGAUCUCUUUGGAUUUUCUUUCCAAAGCUCUGGAAGAAAUGGAAUUCGUUAACAAGGACGAAGUUCCGUUGGAGAUUCUCAACAAUCUAGCUUGUUAUCAUUUUAUCAAUGGCGAUUUAACCAAGGCCGACAACCUCUUUGAACAAGCCAAGGCGAAAGUUAGUGACAUGAAUAAAAGUGUCAAUAUUACACUUGAAUAUAACAUUGCUAGAACUAGUGAAAAAACCAAUUGGGAGAAAUCUGAGUCUAUAUAUUCCCAAAUUACAUCUUCACAUCCUUCUUAUAUUUCAGCAAGAAUAAGAAAUCUGUACAUCAAGUUUGCCCACUCUAAGAUAAACGACUCAGAAAUGAAUAUAGAAAUAAAUGGCCUAUUAGAAAUGAACAAAUCUGACUUAGAAAUGCGUUCAUUUUAUGGCUGGUAUUUGAAGAAUAGCGAAGAAAGGAAAAACAGUGAAAAGAGUACAUCCCAUAACAAGGAGACGCUAGUCAAAUAUAAUUCCCAUGAUGCUUAUGCAUUAAUUUCCUUGGCUAAUCUAUACGUAACUAUUGCUAGAGAUGGUAAGAAGUCUAGAAAUCCAAAAGAACAAGAAAAAUCAAAACACUCUUAUCUGAAAGCCAUUCAAUUAUACCAAAAGGUUUUACAAAUCGACCCGUUCAAUGUUUUUGCUGCUCAAGGUGUUGCAAUCAUUUUUGCUGAGAGUAAAAGAUUGGGACCCGCUUUGGAAAUUCUACGGAAAAUUAGAGACUCUUUAGACAAUGAAGAUGUUCAACUAAACCUCGCUCAUUGUUUAUUAGAGAUGCGCGAAUUUGGUAAAGCCAUUGAAAAUUACGAAUUGGUUUUAAAAAAGUUUGACAAUGAAAGGACCAGACCACAUAUUUUAAACUUAUUGGGUAGAGCUUGGUACUCACGUGGUAUGAAAGAAAGAUCCGUGAGCUUCUUCCAAAAAGCUUUAGAGAAUGCAAAAACCGCUUUAGAGCUUUUUGUUCAGCAAUCCGCCAAGAAUAAAUUUAUUCACAGCGUUAAGUUUAAUAUAGCUUUAUUGCAGUUCCAAAUUGCGGAAACGCUAAGAAGAUCAAAUCCUAAAUUCAGAACUGUUCAACAGAUAAAGGAUUCCUUGGAAGGAUUGGAAGAAGGCUUAGCGUUAUUCAAAGAAUUGAACGAUUUGAAAGAAUUCAACAUGAUCCCUAAGGAAGAGUUAGAACAACGUAUUCAGUUAGGUGAAACCACCAUGAAAAGUGCGUUAGAACGUUCUUUGAAUGAACAAGAAGAAUUCGAAAAAGACCAAAAUGCGAAAAUUGAUGAAGCACGUAAGACUCUAGAAGAAAACGAAAUAAAGGAACAGGAAAGGAUAAAACAAGAGGAAGAAGCCAAACGUUUAAAACUAGAAAGACAAACUAAAGAAUAUAAGAGACUUCAGGAUGAGGCACAAAAACUAAUCCAAGAGCGUGAAGCAAUGGCCGUAAGCGAACAUGAUGUCAAGGAUGACCGUGAUUCAGAUCUCUCCGACAAAGAUAAUGAGUAUGAUGAAGGAAAACCAAAACAGAAAAAAAAGAGAUCAAGCAAGACGAAAAACGAGGGCGAGCCCAAGAGAAGGAAAGCUACUAAAAAGGUUGUUUCUGAUAGCGACGAAGAUGAAGACGAUAUAAUAAAGAAAUCUUCGCAUGUGAAAGGUAAGAAAUCUCAAUUAUCAAGUGAAUUUAUUGAAGAUAGUGAUGAGGAGGAAGCACAGAUGAGUGGGUCCGAAAACAACAAAAAAGGCGACAACAACAACGACGACAACAACAACAACAACAAUAAUGAUGACGAUAACGACGAGUUGUUCUAA
Messenger RNA from Saccharomyces eubayanus, 3261 nucleotides. It is a transcript of the gene CTR9, whose product is annotated as Ctr9p. Gene Ontology annotation, biological process: regulation of DNA-templated transcription. The record is from RefSeq and is a predicted model, not a curated record. Gene Ontology annotation, cellular component: Cdc73/Paf1 complex. Gene Ontology annotation, molecular function: RNA polymerase II complex binding. The coding region runs from base 1 to 3261 and encodes 1086 amino acids. NCBI's taxonomy places the organism in Eukaryota, Fungi, Ascomycota, Saccharomycetes, Saccharomycetales, Saccharomycetaceae. The transcript has a single exon.